CGGCGCGCGCGCACGUGACCGACCUACGUACACGAUCGCACUCCUCAACCUAACUAACCAAGUUUCCGAUGAAGACAAGUGAUAACUGAAAAACUAGGCCAAGAAGAAUUCAGUGACAUUGUGUAUUGAACUCAAGUGUUUAAAAGUUUUUGUGAAUAAUGGAGUACCACCACCGGCAUAUGGAGCAGCCAGGUCAGCUGCAGAACCAGUCGCAGUGGGGCUAUGGCUGGGGACCACCAGCACCAGCUCCAGCUCCACCUGCGCCUGCGCAACGUAACAAGAGAACUCACUCUGAGAGUGAAGACGAUGCCUUCUCUGAAGAAAGUAGUAAAGAUGCGACGUCUCCAGGAGGUGACUCAUGUCAGUUGAUGACAAGGAAGCGCCGUCGAGGAGUCAUCGAGAAGAAGCGACGGGAUCGCAUCAAUACCUCGCUAACGGAACUGAAGAGGCUGGUACCAGCUGCCUGUGAGAAGCAGGGUAGUGCCAAGCUGGAGAAGGCUGAGAUCUUACAGCUUACCGUGGACCACUUGAAGAUGUUACAUGCUAAAGGACUCGAUACAUUCGCUUAUGACCCCCAACGCUACGCCAUGGACUACCACAACAUCGGGUUUCGGGAGUGCGCAGCUGAAGUGGCGCGGUAUCUCGUCAGCUGUGAAGGUUUAGAUAUUCAAGAUCCAUUACGACUUCGUCUUAUGAGCCAUCUCCAGUGCUUCGCAGCACAAAGAGAAUUAGCUGCAAAAUCAACAAACUGGGGCUAUCCUCAGUACCCUACAACACCAGUACCUCAGCCGCAACAUGGGUACACAGACCUGGGAGGACCAAGGCAAGACAUACCAGUGACAUCAGCAGCGACCACAGUCGCAGCACCUACUGCCAUGUCAGCAAUAGCUGCUCCCUUAGCUGCUGCACCUAGUUAUCCUCACUACCCAGCGCCUCCUGCACCUCCAGGACCACCUGGUCCGCAUCCUGCACCUCCAGCUCCUCACUACCCUACUCCAUACCCUCACCAUCCACCUCACCACCAGUAUUCCCAAAACAGUUCGAAGCCCUACAGGCCGUGGGGAGCUGAACUAGCUUAUUAGGAGUGUACAAAUAAUGAUACUUAUCAGAAUUAUUGUCUUGUGGCUGGGUGACAAAGAAUGAGUACAUUUCAGUGGUUCAGCGAAACAUUUUGCUUUCAAAGGCGAUGUCACUUUGCACUUACCACGCAGAACGUAAGAAUUUCUUUAAUGUUGUGCUUGAAGGGGUUUCAAGAGUCCACUCAAGUACUUUGACCUUUUCUUGCAAUACUUUUGACCCCGUCCUCCCUCCCUCUUUCUCUCUAAACCCAUUUUGUAAAUGGUGUUUUAAGAAAUGAAGUGUACUCACAAUGACUUACUGUGAGUUUAAUUAUUACAUUUCUUUGUUUCCUUGCCGCAGGACCUUGUUGUAACGAUCUCAGAGUUUAAAAUAUCUAAAUUAUAUUUUUGGAGACUGUACGUAAUGUUGUAAAAUAUUUUUAUAUAAAGCAGUAUUUUGUAAGUUGUGUGAUAGUUAUAUAUUAUAUUGUAUAAGUUUAUUGCCAGUCACUAUAUAUAAAUGUAUAGAUGUAUUUUGGGACCAAAAACUGAGCUUUAAAUAUAUCGAAUCGAAAGAAGUUCCAUUUCGAUAUAAGGUUUCCUAUUUUUGAAAUCAAUAUUCUAAAAAUGGUACUUUUAAUAAAUAGAAUCUAAAUAGUAUCUUAUGAGAAAAAGGUUGUGAAGUUAUCAACGAUUGUCCAAAUCUUGUGAAAUAUAUAAAUCGAAUAGCUUAUUGCCUAUUGGCUGAAAUGUGGUGCACGAAAUCAAUAAAUUCAUAAGUAAAAAUUUCAUAAUUUCGACAGGAAAAUAAUAAUGUUGCAUACAAAACGUAAAAAUUAUGGUAUGGUAUUGUACUAGUGAAGAGAUAUACAUCAUCUAUUGACGUAAAAAACAAUACAGUAAUUAAAUGAUUCCGUGCACCAUAAUGUACAUAUCAUGUAAAUAGCCGUCGCUUGCGGAAAA
Messenger RNA from Spodoptera litura, 2021 nucleotides. RefSeq names its product Hairy/E(spl)-related with YRPW motif (gene Hey). Gene Ontology annotation, molecular function: protein dimerization activity; DNA binding. The record is from RefSeq and is a predicted model, not a curated record. Gene Ontology annotation, biological process: regulation of DNA-templated transcription. Lineage: Eukaryota; Metazoa; Arthropoda; Insecta; Lepidoptera; Noctuidae.